Messenger RNA from Chanos chanos (milkfish), 1776 nucleotides. It is a transcript of the gene ripk2, whose product is annotated as receptor-interacting serine-threonine kinase 2. Gene Ontology annotation, biological process: positive regulation of apoptotic process; positive regulation of canonical NF-kappaB signal transduction; protein phosphorylation. NCBI's taxonomy places the organism in Eukaryota, Metazoa, Chordata, Actinopteri, Gonorynchiformes, Chanidae. The coding region runs from base 7 to 1722 and encodes 571 amino acids. Gene Ontology annotation, cellular component: cytoplasm. The record is from RefSeq and is a predicted model, not a curated record. The transcript is spliced from 11 exons. Gene Ontology annotation, molecular function: JUN kinase kinase kinase activity; ATP binding.
GUAACCAUGGAACAUACAGGCUGUGUCAAUAUUUGUAGUCUCACUAGCACAUUGCCAGUGAUCCCCUAUCGAAAACUUACGGAUUUACAUUAUCUGAGCAAAGGAGGCUUUGGAACUGUGUUCAAGGCACAACACAGUGACUGGCGCACAACCGUUGCCAUUAAGUGCUUGAAACUGGAUUCCCCAGUCGGUGAAAGAGAAAGGAACAGUUUACUGAAAGAAGCAGAGGUCCUUCACAAAGCUAGAUUCAACUACAUCAUCCAGAUCUUCGGUGUGUGCAAUGAGCCUGAGUUCUUCUGUAUAGUUACUGAAUACAUGAGUAAUGGCUCUCUGGAUGAGCUACUGCAUGAGAAAAACAUGUAUCCAGUGUUAGCCUGGUCCCUGAGACUGCGCAUUCUCUAUGAAAUUGCACUCGGGGUUAACUUCCUCCAUAACAUGUCCCCACCACUGCUUCAUCAUGAUUUGAAAACCCAGAACAUCCUGUUGGAUAGCGAGUACCAUGUCAAGAUAGCAGAUUUUGGGCUGUCAAAGUGGCGUCAGCUCUCCAUCAGUAAAGGAUCCGGUUCUAAGCCGUCCGAGAUGGGCGGCACAGUCAUCUACAUGCCUCCCGAGGAGUACGAACCCUCCAAGAGCCGACGCGCUGACGUCAAACACGACAUGUACAGUUACGCCAUUAUCAUGUGGGAAGUGCUGUCACGUAGGAUCCCCUUCGAAGAGGCUGUCAAUCCCAUGCAGAUUAUGUUUAGUGUACUGCGUGGGGUGCGUCCUGACACGGGCUUUGACAGUCUGCCCGAAGACAUCCCCAACCGAGAAACCCUCAUCAACCUCAUGACCUGUGGCUGGACCUCUAACCCCGAUGACCGACCCUCCUUCCUCAACUGUUUGAUUGAACUGGAACCUAUGUUAAGGAGGUUUGAUGAAGUCGACCUCUUGGAGGCAGUAUUGGAGGUCAAAAAGUCAAAGCUGAGGCGACGCACAGUCUGCUGCUCGUCAAUGACCACGUGUGAAAAGAAAAGCUUAAAGGAGCACAAUGUACCCUGGCCGGAUAACAGUUCCACCUCUGGAUCUGGUUCCUGUUCCUCCCAAGACACUGAUAUUUCUCAGCCAGGUUUCCUUACCAUCUCUUCCCCACCUUCUAAAGUUGUGCCUCAGUCAUCAGUCAUGUCCCUGACUUUGGACCCCCCUAAACCCCUGGUUGACCAGAGCACUCCAAAUGACCUGAAUCCAGUGAACCCAGUAUGCCACCAAACGGCAGACUACAACAUCCCCUUCAAACCCCAACCAUCUCUGAACAACAGUGAAGUGCCAAUAAGCACUCUUACCUUGCAGCCACAAGCACAAAACUUCUCCAUGUCAUUGGACAGUCAGGGACCAGCAGCACGUUGGAUCGCUGCCCGGCGGGAGGAAGUGGUACAGCAGAUGACGGAAGCCUGCCUGAACCAAAGCCUGGAUGCUCUGCUGGCCCGCGAGUUGCUCAUGCGUGAAGACUAUGAGCUGGUGGUUAACAAGCCCACUCGCACUGCCAAAGUCCGCCAGCUGCUUGACACCUGUGAUAGGCACAGUGAGGAGUUCUGCCGCGUGGUGGUGCGUAAGCUGCAGGAUAACAAGCAGAUGGGUCUGCAGCCUUACCCAGACCUGAGCUCUCCUAGCCCCCCACCAGCCGUACCUAGCGCUCCCUCUCUCUCCAGUUCCUACAACAACUACACCCGUAACAUCUUCUGACUUCUCCAGAGGCUGGCGUGGACAGCUUUUGUACUGCCAUAGUGGAGGAAUACC